AUGUCCGUCGAGAUCGAUCCGGUGGAACUUGGGUUCCGCAGGCCUUUCACUGUGGAGGUCUCGCAGGUCCUCAAGAUCAAGAACGUCAACUCGUCGCCUAUCGCGUUCAAGGUCAAAACAACAGCCCCUAAGCAGUACUGUGUACGGCCAAACUCGGGUCGCAUCGAACCUGGUCGCGAUGUCGAGGUGUCGGUCCUCCUGCAGGCCAUGAAGCAGGAACCGCCCGCCGAUGCUAAAUGUCGCGACAAAUUCCUCGUUCAGUCUGUCGUUAUCACCCCCGAGAAGGAGUUCACGAACGUGACACAGAUUUGGGACGGCGUAGAGAGGUCUGCGAUCCAGGAGAAGAAGAUCAGGGUCACAUGGCUCGCGCCAGCAAACGAUGGCGCGGCGCAUUCGGUCGCGACACCCGUCAGGUCCACGGCCGUCAACGGGUUCGAGUCAACCCCCGACACCGCGCCUCCGUCCUACGCUUCACCCCACGACGAUGACACCACUGCGCUCGAGGACACCACGGCCAUGUCGACGAAGCUGAUCGACAUCGACACCCCAGAAUCCACCCCUCAGCGCCAACAACAACCACCCGCACCAGCCUUCGCCGCCCCGGCCGCCGUCGCCGCGACCGUCAAAUCGGCCGCGAGCGCCACCUACGAAGAGCUCAAGGAGCAGCUCGCCAAGGCCGAGGCCACCAUCGCCUCGCUCAAAACCGAAGUCGCCAGCGGUCUCAGGCAGCGCAAGGCAGUCGGCACAUCCUCGGAGGGCGAGAGCAGCAGCAAGGCGGCGCCGCAACUCGCGCAGCAGCAGCCGCAAGGCCGGGCUACGGAGGGCGUGCCGGUCCAGAUUGUGGCGGUACUUUGCCUCGUCAGUUUCUUGCUGGCGUAUUUCUUCUUUUAA
Molecule: messenger RNA, 891 nt
Organism: Dichotomopilus funicola
Lineage: Eukaryota; Fungi; Ascomycota; Sordariomycetes; Sordariales; Chaetomiaceae
Product: PapD-like protein
Exons: 7
Coding region: 1-891 (296 amino acids)
Biological process (GO): endoplasmic reticulum membrane organization
Cellular component (GO): endoplasmic reticulum membrane; plasma membrane
Molecular function (GO): FFAT motif binding
Source: RefSeq, a predicted model, not a curated record